Messenger RNA from Solanum verrucosum, 1418 nucleotides. RefSeq lists its product as uncharacterized. NCBI's taxonomy places the organism in Eukaryota, Viridiplantae, Streptophyta, Magnoliopsida, Solanales, Solanaceae. The transcript has a single exon. The record is from RefSeq and is a predicted model, not a curated record. The coding region runs from base 392 to 1195 and encodes 267 amino acids.
CGAGUCCUCAUUCGCCAUACCAAAUUUAAACUUGAAUUCACAUAUUCUGAAGAAGAAACCGUCAACUAUUUUCUCCGGCGAACUGUGUGUUUUUUCCGGUGGUGUAUCACUGUGUGUUUCUAUGUACAUGAAUUCUGAAUCUACUUCCUUAUGCAUAUUUUUGCAUUCGUAUCAAAUCUUCUUCGAUUUUCUAUUCAAGUUCCUUUCCUUGUUUUCAAUUUUCCCUCCCAAUUCUCCAGGAAAAUCUGAUUUUCCUUUCCGUACAAACAUUCGUUAUCCUUUUUCUGAACCUCCGCCUCCUUCAGAAAACGACUGUAACCGCUCGCUGGAAGCCUAGAGGAUUUUCCGUAGAAUUGUGACUGUUCGAUUUUUAAAUCUAAGCGGUUAAAAAAUGGAUAACGAAGUGUUUGAUAGUGUGAAAUUUGAGAAAGAGAAGGCAAUUUCUAGGUAUAAUCGGUUUCAGAAUAUGAUGAAGAUGCUACAAAUUUUUGAAGUGAUUGUGGCGGUUGUUUUGAUUUUCUGGUCCUGGUAUCGUAUUCCGGCGGCUGUGAAAUUAUCUGGCGAAUUUUUGGUUCAGAUUUCUGGUUAUUUGUUUAAACCUCACGUCGUUUUUUUCAUCGGCAAUGCGAUUAUUGUUGCAAUAGUCGUGCUCCGCCGCCAAACUGACGCCGGAAGCAACAAUUCUGUUACUGAUGAUAUUGAUAGCGAUGAAAUUCCUUACAGCGAAGAUCAACGAUCGAUAAUUUCUGCUUCCUACUGCAGCAGCGAUGUGCUGGAUUUAUCCUCUACUUCACUGCCGGAGACACCGGUCUCAACAAUGGAAGAUAAGCAGAUCGUUUCAUCGGAGUAUAAGGUUCCGGAGAUACAAUGCAACGAUAUGGCCACAGCAAUUGAUACAGCAACAAAGCAAAUACAGAAGUUCAAAAGGACUCAAUCUGAGAAAUUGAAGCGACAAAUUACGGCAAAUCCACGGCGAGAGCUCCGGCGUUCAGAAACUGAAAUGCGCAGGAUAGUUGUCCGUCCUGGCGAUAAACAAUCAACAGUGCCAGUAGAGGCAGUUGACACACUGAGCAACGAAGACUUCCGGCUUACAAUUGAAGCGUUCAUAAAGAAGAACCAAACCUUCUUCGAAAAACAGAGGUUAGCCGAAUCAGAACCAGAAAAAUAUGAACGAAUCGGUAUCAAAGCCUUCUGAAAACUGUUACAUUUUGUUGGAUCAUAAGGAAUAAAAAUCUAUGGAGUAAUAGUUUCUACUACAAUAUCGCAAAGGUGAAUGAGUAUUAGUGUUAAUUACCUAUGAAUGUACAGAGCUACUCUGCCUAUUCCCUGUUUUUCUGGAAUUAGGAAGCCAUGUUUGCUUAACUGUAGUACUGUACCUGUUCUUCACUUUUCUACUACAAUAAACUUUUGGUUAUUAA